AUGAAAGCUAAUCAAAGGCAUGCAACUUCAAAGUUGAUUAGUGGUUACAUUUUCGACAAUCUUCGAGACCCAAGGUUUGAAGUUACACCAGCUUUUGUCAUUGCAGAAAUGCAAAAAUUGCAUGGACUAGACAUUGGGUUUCUUUAUAUGUUUUAUGCAUAUGGAUCAUCAAUAUCUGGUUGGAAUCAUUGUAGAUCAGUGAUUGCUGUUGAUGCAACUUUUUUGAAGUCAAAGUUUCGUGGUGUUUUAAUGAUUUCAGUUUCAAAGGAUGCAAAUAACCAAAUUUUCCAACUAGCCUUUGGAAUAGCAGAAUCUGAAAAUAACAAUUCUUAUGAGUGGUACUUUAGUGAGCUUCGCAAUGCAAUUGGGAGCCGUGAGAAUUUAAUUUUUUUAUCAGACAGGGAUCAAGCUAUUGCAUAUGCCAUCGCAAAGGUAUAUCCUGAAAGCCACCAUGGGAUUUGUAUCUAUCAUUUGGAGCAGAACAUAAAGCAAAGGAAAGUGAAAAGUGAGGUCAUAAAACUUUUUCAAACUGCUGCAAGAGUAUACAGGCGCAAAGAAUUUGAUCUUUACAUGUCAAAUAUAGCAAAAGUAGAUAAGAAGACUUAUGACUACUUGAUGGAAGAACCACCAGAAAGAAGAAAUGAAACAGAAGGAACUUUUUAUGAUGUUUCUUGUUGGGUAGAGGAGGAAUUGAAGAAAAAGAUAGAUUUAGCAUUUACUUUGAAUGUCUACCCUGUUGAUUCAUGGCAUUCUAGAGUUGAAGAAGAAGGAAUAACUUUCUUGGUGGACUUAAACAAAAGAACAUGUAAUUGUUUUCAGUUUCAAUUUGAUGAAUUGCCAUGCAUACAUGCAAUUGCAGCUAUCGAGAAGAGAAACAUCAAGAAGUCCAACUUUUGCUCGCACUGA
Nicotiana attenuata is the source of this 906-nucleotide messenger RNA. RefSeq lists its product as uncharacterized. Lineage: Eukaryota; Viridiplantae; Streptophyta; Magnoliopsida; Solanales; Solanaceae. Bases 1 to 906 code for a protein of 301 amino acids. The record is from RefSeq and is a predicted model, not a curated record. The transcript has 4 exons. Gene Ontology annotation, molecular function: zinc ion binding.